AUGUUGUGGUGGCUACUUAUCCUGACGGGGCAGGCCGAGGGGGCCUUGCUGCCCUUGGAACCCUACCGGACUGCUCCUCUGGCGCACGCCGCUCUGGCCAUCCUCAAGGAGCAGGUGAGCCCCUCGCAGAGCACCUUGUCGGUUAUGGAGCUGAAGCGGCAGGACGAGCUCAGGUACUCGAAGGAGGGGGAUAUGAUGACUUCGGUGCUGAACGGCUUGGGAGACUCCUUGGCUUUCAGGAUCUACCAGAAACUCCCAGACGAGAUACCGUCCAGCCAUGUUCUGUUCCUGGUCCAUUGUGUAGAGUCCUUUGGCUCUCUGAGCUUCAACUUCACGGGACAUCAAAGCACGCGUGAGUACAACUUCCUGAUCCUGCUCACUGCUCACAUGUCCUCGCGACGCAGCCGCCUCCAGGCCUUGCGGACUAUAUCCAGGGCGUGUGUGCGUUUCCACACCCUGAACGUCAUCCUGCUGUCCCAGAAGGCCAGUGGCGUGGUCCUCACGUACGGCUUCAGGAUCUACAACGAGAACUGCGACCUCAAUCUGAACCUGGAGCUGCUGGAUCGCUACGAGAGCGGGACCUUCCGGAAGGGCCUCAAGGAGAGGACCUUCGAUCGGAUCCUGCGGAACCUGUCGGGCUGCCCCUUGAAGGUCAGUUGGUAUCCCCUAGAGCCAUUCGUCUCCUUCCGGGGAAACCCCAGUGAUCCGGAGGAGCGGGCCCAGAUCUGGCGACUGACCGGCAUCGACGGAGAGCUCAUCAAGCUGCUGGCGCAGAUCUUCAACUUCAGAAUCCAGCUGGAGGAGCCGUGCGACAAGUGCCUGUCGCCGGACAUCAAGGACGGCUGCAGUGGUUGCUUCGACCAGAUGAUAAAUCAGACGUCCUCGAUCCUGAUCGGCGCCAUGAGCGGCUCCCACCAGCACCGGGAGAACUUCUCGCCCACCACCUCCUAUUACCAGAGCUCCUUGGUGUUCGUCCUCCACAUGGAGCCCCAGUGGGGGGCGGUGGCUCAGCUGGCGGCGCCCUUCUGCCUCUCCGUCUGGGCCGCCCUGGUCGUGAGCUGCGUCCUGGUUGUCCUGCUGCUCUGCGCCACCUGGAGGAUCAGGGAGCAGGGGCCGGCAGACGUCUCCUCCCACUUCCUGCAAGUGCUGACCACCCUGAUAGGUAAUCCCCUGGUGUCCUGGCAGCUGCCGCGCAGAUGGAAGACGAAAGUGCUGUACGCCACCUGGCUGCUGCUGGCGUUGGUCCUUCGAGUCAUCUACCAGGGCAAGCUGUUCGACUCGUUCCGCCAGCCGUUCAGCAAGCCCCUUCCGGGGGACAUCUCCCAGCUGAUCGAGCGCAACUACACGCUGCUAGGCCAGGAGUACCUGGACUUCUAUCCCCGCAACCUGACCGUCCUGACGCGCAACGGCUCCAAGGACCGCUUCGAUCACAUCCAGGCCGUGGGAGAGCGCGAGCGCAUGACCACCACGACCCUCAUCUCCAGCAUGUCCUUCUACAACCGGGCCAACUGGAACACCAGCCGGCUGGUCCACAUCAAGGAGCACAUCCUGCUCUACCAGCUGGUCAUCUACCUGCGCCGCCACUCGAUCCUGAAGUUCGCCUUCGACCGGAAGAUAAAGCAGCUGCAGUCCGCCGGAAUCGUGGGCUACUACGUCCGCGAGUUCGACAAGAGCCAGUACGGGGUGUCCGCGGUGCAGUACCACGAAGUGUCUCCCCUGCGCCUUGAGAUCUUCUGUGGCCUGUACUACGUAUCCGGGAUCUGGCUGGCCGCAGCAGUCCUGGCCUUCAUCCUGGAGCUGCUCAGCCUGAGGAUCCGCUGGCUGAGGCGGUACUUUGAAUAA
Molecule: messenger RNA, 1842 nt
Organism: Drosophila ananassae
Lineage: Eukaryota; Metazoa; Arthropoda; Insecta; Diptera; Drosophilidae
Gene: Ir7a
Exons: 1
Coding region: 1-1842 (613 amino acids)
Source: RefSeq, a predicted model, not a curated record